This is a messenger RNA of Carica papaya (papaya), 1279 nucleotides long. RefSeq lists its product as uncharacterized. The record is from RefSeq and is a predicted model, not a curated record. NCBI's taxonomy places the organism in Eukaryota, Viridiplantae, Streptophyta, Magnoliopsida, Brassicales, Caricaceae.
AUGGUCGACGUCCACCGGAGGAUGACCGGUCUCAACCCGGCACACAUAGCCGGAUUGCGCAGGUUAUCUGCGCGAGCUGCUGCUCCGUCAACGCCUUCUGCGCUGCCAGUCCGUAACGGUCUCUUGUCUUUCUCCUCGUUGGCGGAGAAGGUCAUAACCCAUUUGAAGAAUUCGGGGGUUCAGGUACAGGCGGGUCUAUCCGACGCAGAGUUCGCCCGGGCAGAGGCCGAGUUCGGUUUCGCCUUCCCGCCGGACCUCAGCGCCAUACUCUCCGCCGGCUUGCCUGUCGGUCCUGGCUUUCCCGACUGGCGUUCUCCCGGUGCUCGGCUUCACCUCCGUGCCUCCCUCGACCUCCCCAUCGCCGCCAUCUCCUUCCAAAUCGCCCGGAACGCGCUCUGGUCCAAGUCGUGGGGGCCACGGCCAUCGGACCCGGAAAAGGGUUUGCGGGUCGCGAGGAACGCUCUGAAGAGGGCUCCCCUCCUAGUGCCCAUCUUCAACCAUUGCUACAUUCCCUGUAACCCGUCCUUGGCGGGCAAUCCGAUUUUCUUCAUCGACGAGAAUAGAAUCUUCUGUUGCGGUUUGGAUCUGUCCGAUUUCUUCGAACGCGAGUCGCUAUUCCGGAGCUCCGAAACGGAUCCACUGCUACUCAAGAAGCAACGCUCGGUGAGUGAAAAAAGUGCGGGGUCAUCUUCAAAUUUCUCUCGUACAAGUUUGGAUGCGGGCGCGGUAUCCGGAACCAGAACCCCGAGAUGGGUGGAGUUCUGGAGUGACGCAGCCGUAGAUCGCCGUCGUAGGAACUCGUCAUCGUCGUCUUCUUCGUCGCCGGACAGAUACUUGGAGAUGCCCAGAUCCGAAAUCCCGAAAUGGGUGGACGAGUACGUAGUGCAAAUCGGGUCGGUUUUGAGGACAGGCGGAUGGAGCGAAUCCGACAUAGAAGAGAUCGUUCACGUGUCGGCCUCGGGGUUUUUCGAGGGAGAGAUGAUUAUGUUGGAUAAUCAAGUCGUCCUGGACGCCCUGCUGUUGAAAGCGGAUAGGUUUUCGGAGUCGCUGAGAAAAGCGGGGUGGAGCUCGGAGGAGGUGACGGAGGCGUUCGGAUUUAAUUUCCGACAGGAGAAGGAAAGGAAACCGGCUAAGAAGUUAUCCCCCGAGCUAGUAGAGAAAAUGGGCAAACUUGCCGAGUCGGUGUCCCGGUCAUGAUACGGCAUAGAAAAUAGAGAUUCUUUUGCGCUUUUUUUCUUUUUUUUAAAUAAUUUAUUUUUAAAACAAUUUGAAGGCAUCA